CCUUUUUAUUUCCUGCUUCAGGCCACCUUCUAUCCCUUUCUGUCUUUUACUGUAACAUCCCUCAGUCAUAAAGCUCAAAAGCCGAUCGAAUCGGAAUCGAAUCGAGUCGAAUGGCCUCAGAUCUCACUUUCUCUCUCUAGCAAGCAAUCCUUCGCUUCUCCCUUACUUAAUCUAAUCUAUCUCCCCUUUUUCAAUGGCCACACUCCAGAAAUUCAAGCUCUUAGCCACCCAGUGCGCCGUCGCCGGCAGCCCCACUCGCAGCCCUACCACUAGCCCUGUCAUCCACCUCCGACGCCGCAAGACCCUCCGCAUGUUCCUCAGCCGCCCUGACCGCCGCCGAUUCGCUCGCUGCGAGGAAGCUCCUGUAGACCUCGCCGAUGAAGAUCCGACGGAAAUGAACGAAAAGGAGGUCAGAGUUCGACGGAAGCUCAAGGAUCUGUUUGUAUCUUCUCCGCCGCCGGUCGAUGAUGAAAAGAGGCGCCAAGAUGAAGAAAGGCGAGAGCAGGACGGAUUCUCGCCGGCGAUAGCGAAUUCCGGCCUCAGCAGCAGAUUCCGAACGGGUUCGGCAUUCCGACGUGGCGGAACCACAUCUCUCAGACCUGUCUCAUCGGCGUUCCGAUAUAGAUUCCUCAAAAGAGCUUGGCGACCUGUGCUCGUCACUAUCCCUGAGUAGGCACUAUGAAAACUUUGUGGAGAUAAAUCGAAAAUUUCCCGAAUUUUUUA
Molecule: messenger RNA, 723 nt
Organism: Neltuma alba
Lineage: Eukaryota; Viridiplantae; Streptophyta; Magnoliopsida; Fabales; Fabaceae
Exons: 1
Coding region: 194-673 (159 amino acids)
Source: RefSeq, a predicted model, not a curated record